Messenger RNA from Marchantia polymorpha subsp. ruderalis, 1566 nucleotides. The record is from the annotation of a GenBank genome assembly. Lineage: Eukaryota; Viridiplantae; Streptophyta; Marchantiopsida; Marchantiales; Marchantiaceae.
GCGUGCUACUGGAUGCAACAAGUGUCCGCGGGAGAGCUCUGUGGGCGACACUUGUUGUACAUAGCGGAAAGACUCUAACUCCACAUACAUAUAUGAGAUGUACAGAGGCAAUCAAAUUUGGUCAACGUCAGCAGUUCCCUAAAACGUCGGUGCAAAUUUAGCUCCACUCUGGUGUUACGUAGUUUUCUCGAGAUUGCAAUGGACACUUGUCAAUCAGCAUCACGUGAAACUCGGUUGUGCAAAAGUUUUCAGGCUGCCAGCUCUUUCUAAUCGACAUGCGUCUGACACCUCAUUCGAUUGGUCACUGCAGCUUCGGCACUUUGUUCACCUUGUAUCCCAACAACGCUUCUAAAGCUGUAAAUGAAAACUUUAUAUGGAUCUCGAAUUGUUGUCAACCCAGCUAUUGGCAUGUCGAGAAACGGAGGAUCAACUGUCACUCCAGUAACUCGAGGAAAAUUUCACGUGUUGAAGACGGACUGUAUCUAGCAGGCAUUGGAAAUCGAGCGAUUCUUGGGUUUUUUAACUCACAGACAUUGACGAGACUAGCAAAAGGACGAAGAAAAAGCUCUCGUGAUAGGAGCGAAACUCCGAGUUUGUGCGCGUUGUAACAAGGGGUUAUGAACGGCGAGAUGGGAACCAUCGGAGAAGCGAAUUCUAAACCUGGUCCCGUGAAGAGGACGAUUGCCAAGCUACGGCAUAAGGGACAUGAUGAUACUUCGGACGAGCAUCGUGACGACGCAACACACAAUACUCACUCGAAGACUGAAGAUUACACGGGUUCCGUAACCUAUGCUCUUGUGCGUGAACUCUUUCAGUACCUCAACAGUCAGGAGGGACAGAUCGCCAUCAGGAAUGUUGUAACGACACAAGCCAAAGUUGCAGCAAAUUUGGCCGUUACGGAUGGAGCCAAAGAAGCUUCUCGCGUUGCAGCAUUACAGGCUGUGAAGGGAUCCUACGAUGCGGCCGAGUCCAAGUAUUUAGAGUCGUGGAAAAAGCUUCCAGGGAUCGUGAAAGCGACUGCCGUUCCACUUGUAGCGUGCUAUGUUGCCUUUCUAGCCGUAGCACUUCUUCUUACCUUGUGGAGGUUCGUUCUCUACGGCACAAGCUAGAUAGACUGCAUCGGGUGAUUUACCGUCAAUGUACAUAUUCUGAUCCAGAAUUGUUGGUUGAUCCAACUGCCCGAGCAGUUGUCAAAUCUGUCAUUGUGCACACACAUGUAUACAAACACACACACAGAGAAGGAUUUAUUGGAUCUAGUGUAGCUAGUGUAGCUAAUAUGUUAUACUAUAAAUUGUUGUAGAAGGCCAACCUCAAACCUGGGCUCUCUUGGCUAGAAGUUUUGUUCUCACUGGGGACCAGCAUCACCAGUCUAAGGCUGUGCGCUGAGAUUAUGCAUUUUGUAGCUGUCCACGCAUUGUGGUUGUGUUUGUUCCAAAUUAGUGGGACAACGGCACUAAUCGACGAAUUUACUUACGAAUAGAUAGAUAAUGAGCAGUGGUUCAUGGUGUAGUACUGAGACGCAUACAGACACUUCAUGAAAGCACGCGUGUGAUUUAAAUGAUGUCG